Messenger RNA from Lithohypha guttulata, 531 nucleotides. It is a transcript of the gene pin1, whose product is annotated as peptidyl-prolyl cis-trans isomerase Pin1. The record is from RefSeq and is a predicted model, not a curated record. The coding region runs from base 1 to 531 and encodes 176 amino acids. NCBI's taxonomy places the organism in Eukaryota, Fungi, Ascomycota, Eurotiomycetes, Chaetothyriales, Trichomeriaceae. Gene Ontology annotation, cellular component: nucleus; cytosol. Gene Ontology annotation, molecular function: protein binding; peptidyl-prolyl cis-trans isomerase activity. The transcript has 3 exons.
AUGCAGGCCGACACAGGUCUUCCUCCAGACUGGGAGGUUCGACACUCCAACUCCAAGAAUCUCCCAUACUACUUCAACCACAAAACCCACGAGUCGAGGUGGGAACCUCCCGAAGACGCUGACACUGAGAAAUUGAAGAUCUUCAUGGCCCAACACCACAGCAGCGCGAAUGGUCGAAUCGACGGGCAAGACAACAACAAGAUCCGUGCUGCUCAUCUCCUCGUCAAACACAAUGGCAGUCGCAGACCGUCCAGUUGGAAACAAGCGAACAUCACGCGGAGCAAAGACGAGGCUAUCGAGAUGCUACGUGGUUACGAAUCACAGAUCAAGAGUGGUGAGAAGAGUCUAGGAGACCUCGCUAUGAGCGAGUCGGACUGCAGCAGUGCGAGAAAGAGAGGGGACCUGGGCUUCUUCGGGAAGGGUCAGAUGCAGAAGGAGUUUGAGGAUGCUGCUUUUGCAUUGAAGCCAGGUGAGAUCAGCGGAAUUGUUGAGACGGCGAGUGGUGUCCAUUUGAUUGAGCGUAUUCAAUAG